Messenger RNA from [Torrubiella] hemipterigena, 1831 nucleotides. Lineage: Eukaryota; Fungi; Ascomycota; Sordariomycetes; Hypocreales; Clavicipitaceae. The record is from the annotation of a GenBank genome assembly.
AUGCAAGUCCGCGGUAUGCUGUCUGUCGUGCUAGCUGGCGCUCUCAACUACAUUUUUGUCAACUCCGUUUCUGCGUCUGCUGUUCCGUCAGCCAAUUCUGCUAGUAGAAACUGCUGCAGGCAUAUUCCGGGAGAUGCUGGAUGGCCUAGCCGCCGCGACUGGGCACGACUCAACAGCACAGUUGGUGGCAGGCUGGUAGCGACGAUUCCUCUGGCACAUGUCUGCCACGAAACUGGACCAUUUGCCGCCUAUGACGCAGCUGCAUGUGAUGGACUGCGCCAGGACUUUCUGCAAACUGGGCCUGCAACGAUAUGCCCCGCGCCUGGAGAGAUUUUGAACCCGUACUGGCAAAACAAUACUUGUUCGCCGUUUACAGCGUCCGUGGCGUCCUGCGAGCUUGGAAAUCGACCUGUAUACUCUAUCAACGUCACCGGGCACCGAGAUGUCCAGGCAGGCUUGUCUUUUGCCAAGAAGAGAAAUGUCCGUCUAGUCAUCAGGAAUACUGGCAUUGACUAUUUGGGCAAAUCCGCGGGUCAGGGUUCAUUGGCAUUGUGGACGUACCACCUCAAAGACAUACACAUCACCAAGGAUUAUGAGAGCCCGUCUUACACUGGACCGGCGGUCAAACUCGGCGCGGGUGUGAUUGCUGGCGAGGCGUAUGCCGCUGUGCAAAAGGCCGGAUAUCGCAUCGUGGCCCCAGAGUGUGGCCUCGUGGGCUUCGCAGGCGGCUACAUCCAAAGCGGCGGGCAGUCGCAGCUUGUGACCGCCUACGGACUUGCCGCUGACCAAGCCCUUGAAUGGGAGGUGGUUACGCCAGAAGGCGAACUUCUGAUUGCUACACCUGAGAAGAAUACCGACUUGUACUGGGCCCUCGCUGGAGGCGGCGGCGGCACCUUUGGCGUCGUGCUAAGCGUUACCGUUAAGGCUUUCCUAGAAGGACCAGUAGCCGGCGGCCAAAUGGUUGUAAAGACCAGCAACAAAACAGCGCUUUGGGAAGCCGUUGAGACUUGGUAUCACAAAGGGCCUUCUUUUGUCAACAACUCUCGCAAUAACAUCCAGUUCUUCGUCACCAACGAUUCACUCACGAUCCUCUCCUUCACUAUGCCCGACGAGAACGACGCGGCCAUUGAUACGAUUUUGUCGACGUAUAUUCCCGAGCUGAAGCGACUCAAUCUCACAUACAACCUGACAAAGGCCAACUUUCCUAGCUAUGCGGAGAGCUUUGUGGACGCCUACGGCCCUCUACCAUACGGCGACCUCUGCCCCAGCUUCCCGAUUAUAUCGAGCCGCCUUAUCCCGAGAUCCACCGUAUUGAAUAAGACAAGCAACAAGCACCUGAUGGAUGUGUAUCGCAACAUUGUCGACGACGGCACGUGGUGGAUUGGGUGCUCAUUUUUGAACGUGGACGACAAACCAGGCUCGGCCCGCCCACCGCAUCCGCCAAAUUCGAUUCAUCCGGCUUGGCGCGAGGCUGUUGCCUACUGUAAUCCUCAGACGCAUCAGCCAUAUGAUUGGGUCAAUGAGGUGACGAAUACACUGCUCCGACAGAAGCUUGUGAACGACAUCUUUCCAUCGCUCGAGGCAGCAACUCCGGGCGCUGGUAUCUUGCCCGAGGUUGAUCCCACCUACAAGGGUAACUGGAAAGACACGUUUUACGGACCAUAUUACAACCAGUUGUUGAAAAUCAAGCAUAAAUACGAUCCACACAAGCUCAUGUAUGGACUUUUUGCAGUAGGAUCCGACGAGUUUAGGAUUGAUCCUGCGGGGAGACUCUGUACAGUUUGAAGAUGUGGCAAUGAGAAUCAAUUGGUAUAGAGAUAGAUAGACGGAA